This is a messenger RNA of Cyphellophora europaea CBS 101466, 1509 nucleotides long. RefSeq lists its product as uncharacterized. The record is from RefSeq and is a predicted model, not a curated record. The coding region runs from base 1 to 1509 and encodes 502 amino acids. Gene Ontology annotation, biological process: transmembrane transport. The transcript has 3 exons. Gene Ontology annotation, molecular function: transmembrane transporter activity. NCBI's taxonomy places the organism in Eukaryota, Fungi, Ascomycota, Eurotiomycetes, Chaetothyriales, Cyphellophoraceae.
AUGCUCGACGAGGAAAAGGAUGAUGCCGUCGCCGACCUGCCCAACCACUGCAGCGGCGCAGUGCCCGUAGACGGAGAUGACCCAGCAUACAUGGUGCGCUGGGACCCCAGCGAAGACGCAAACCCACAGAACUGGAAACCAAUUUAUAAAUCAUGGAUCACCUUCCAGUUGUCUCAGCUUGCCUUGGCGGCGAGUGUGACUUCGUCGAUGAUUGCGCCGGCGAACCAUAUCAUUGCCGAGUAUAUUGGUGUUAGUGAUACGGUGGCGGUUCUGAACGUGUCCCUGUUCGUGGUCGGCUUUUGUGUUGGUCCUUUGCUAUGGGGCCCUCUGAGUGAGGUCUUCGGCAGGAGAGUCUCGCUGAUACCUCCCAUGGUCGCUCUUGCGUUGUUCUCUGUUGGUACUGGUUUCAGCAGAAACGCAGCUUCCGUCUUCAUUACGCGCUUCUUCUCAGGAGUGUUCGGUUCCGCGCCAGUCAGUAAUGUGAAUGCUGCUCUCGGUGAUUGCUUUAGCCGUGAAUCACGAGGCCUACCUGUCAGUCUAUAUGCCGUGGCGGUGGUAGGAGGCCCAACUCUCGGCCCGGUGAUCGGAGCAGCGCUCACUGUCUCACUCAAUUGGCGAUGGACGCAAUACAUUGGCGCGAUCUGGGUGGCUGCCUCAACAUUUGUGUGUUACUUCUGUCUCCCAGAGGUUUACGGUCCAUAUCUUCUCGGAAAGAAGGCGCAACGGUUACGCAACGAGACGGGCGACCAGAGGCUGUGGCACCCACAUGAACGAAUUAAGGUCGACGUCGGAUCGAUAAUCACAAAGCAGCUUUCGCGACCAAUCAAGAUGUUGACGACCGAACCAAUGGUUACGUGCAUCUGCUUCUACGCCUCAUUCGUGUUUGCGAUACUCUAUCUUACCUUGGAGGUUUUUACAAUCAUAUUCCGGGACAUACGCCAGUGGUCGGUAUUCAAUGCGUCCUUACCCUUCCUUGGCAGCUUCACGGGUAUUGUUCUUGCGCUGGUGAUCAAUGUUGGCAAUCAGCCAAGGUAUAAGCGCAUCUCACGUGAAGCAGGUGGCAAGGCAGUGCCCGAAGCCCGCUGCCCACCCAUGGCCAUAGGAGGCACUCUCAUGGUCAUCGGACUCUUCCUUCUGGGGUGGACGGCCGAUCCAAGAUACCACUGGAUCCUCCCCGUCGUUGCAACUGGGUUCAUUGGCGCUGGCUUCAACACGACGUUCCAGCAAUGCUUGAACUUCCUGGUUGACACGUACGGUAUCUAUGCUGCCUCAGCAACGGCCGCCAACACCUUCUUACGAAGUCUGUUCGCUGCAGGUUUGCCCUUGGCUGCGAGGCCCAUGUUCAAGAACCUUGGAGUUGGACCCGCUUGUUCGGUAUUGGGCGGCAUUGCCGUUGCUCUGCUCCCUGUCCCUUUUCUCUUCAUGCGCUACGGGCUCCAGUUGCGAAAGAUGUCGAAGUUCGCACCGGUGGAAGAGGACGAUGAAAAGAAGCCGGCUCCGCCCACUUGA